ACUUCUCAUAGAUAUCUACUUCUUCACGCAUGAUACUCAUACCGGUUCAAAAUCCAUCUUGAACACGGUUCAACAAGAAAAAACAACUAGAAACCAACAAAAUGUCAAAAUGUCAUUUUGAAAAUGAAUUGCCAAGGUGGAAAACAAUAAACCUUGAAUUUUGACUUUUACCCUUUUCGUAUUUAUGGUUUUAAUUAUCCCCGCGAUUUACAUAAAAAACUGAUUUUCAUCAUUACUUGGAUUAUAGUUCCUGUUGACUCCAUACACUAUUUGGCAUAAAUUCCAUUUAGUAGCAAAAAUGGUUCAGGUUGAAGUUUUUAACACCAAAAACAAGAAAUUGGGAGAUAUUAACAUAACCAGCAACACAAAGGUGAGAGAAAUCAAGACUAAUGUAGCUAAAGUAGCUAAGCUCUCAGUAGAUCGCCAGUCUAUAAGGUCUGAACUGAAAGGAAAAGAUAUGAAAGAUGAUUUGACCAUUCCAAAUUUAGAAUCAACCAGGAAAGUGUAUGUGAAAGAUCUAGGACCACAGAUUGGGUGGAACACAGUGUUUCUUCUGGAAUAUGCUGGCCCAUUGGUUAUCUAUGGUCUAGUGUCCUCCCAGCCAUGGAUCUUAUAUGGAAGCAGUACCAAAGAUACUUCUUUAUCAGUAACAGCAAAAAUUGCCCUGGGCUGUUGGUCACUGCACUAUAUCAAGAGAAUACUAGAAACUCUAUUUGUCCAUCGCUUCUCUCAUGGUACAAUGCCAAUCAGAAACCUAUUCAAGAACUGUGGAUAUUAUUGGGGAUUCUGUCUCUAUGUUGCUUAUCAUGUCAACCACCCUCUAUUCACUGCCCCUUCAGCAAUGAUGCAAAUAAUGGGAGUGUCAUUAUUCACAAUUUGUGAAAUUGGAAAUCUAAGCACACACAUUCUACUUAGAAAUCUCCGUCCACCUGGUAGCACAGUGAGGAGAAUCCCAAGACCAAAUGGUUUUCCUUUGACAAAGCUAUUUGAUUUGGUGUCUUGUCCAAAUUAUACAUAUGAAGUUGGUGCUUGGAUUGGAUUUUCCCUCCUCACUUCAUGUAUACCAGCUGCAUUAUUCACUUUUGCUGGAUUCUAUCAAAUGGCUGUAUGGGCUCUUGGGAAACACAGAAACUACAAGAAGGAAUUCCCAGAUUACCCUAAGCAAAGAAAAGCUAUUAUUCCAUUCAUCCUAUAAUUAUUCAUUAUCAUUUAUUUGUUACUGAGUUUGUGGUGUUAGAGUUUGUUUUAAUACAUUUCUUAUUUUUUAUGUUCUUACUGUUGGUGUUCAAUAAAACUUUUUUCCUGAA
This is a messenger RNA of Phaedon cochleariae (mustard beetle), 1307 nucleotides long. The record is from the annotation of a GenBank genome assembly. Lineage: Eukaryota; Metazoa; Arthropoda; Insecta; Coleoptera; Chrysomelidae.